AUGAAGAGGGAAUACGUCACAGUGAAUGAGACGAGGAUAAGCACGGAUUUGGCACGAUUCGUGAAGCCGUGUAAUGAACUGUGGAAUAAACGUAGCAAAAUGAUCCAGCACAUUCCCGGCACUGAAAUUCUUCAUUCAAAAAUUUGGCCCAACCGCGGUUUGAAGUUAAUUGCAAGCUUAAUUCAGGAAUCUUUUGAGGUAAUGUCUGAACUGGAGAAAUGCCUCGUAGAGGAUUACGCACGUCGUGCGAAAACGUGCAAUUCGCCAUUCAGAUGCAUUGAUUCUAUAGGGACGAUCAAGCGUAAUGAAUGGAUUUGGGCAAAGCAAACGUGGACACGUUUGUAG
Molecule: messenger RNA, 345 nt
Organism: Anisakis simplex (herring worm)
Lineage: Eukaryota; Metazoa; Nematoda; Chromadorea; Rhabditida; Anisakidae
Source: the annotation of a GenBank genome assembly